This is a messenger RNA of Hylaeus volcanicus, 1867 nucleotides long. Its product is annotated as peptidyl-prolyl cis-trans isomerase sig-7. The record is from RefSeq and is a predicted model, not a curated record. NCBI's taxonomy places the organism in Eukaryota, Metazoa, Arthropoda, Insecta, Hymenoptera, Colletidae. Gene Ontology annotation, cellular component: nucleus. Gene Ontology annotation, biological process: protein peptidyl-prolyl isomerization. Bases 149 to 1696 code for a protein of 515 amino acids. The transcript has 4 exons. Gene Ontology annotation, molecular function: peptidyl-prolyl cis-trans isomerase activity; RNA binding.
AUUGAAGCGCCACGUAGUGUACGUAACGAGAAUCGAUUCGUUUUUUCGUGUUUUUUCGGGUAUGCAGCGUUAUGGUUUGCGUCUUGUGUAAAUAUUAAAUAAAAACAAAUUGAAUAGUUAUAUAAAGGAGAGAAAAGAUUAUGAAAUCAUGGCGGUUGUAAUUGAAACUACUGUAGGAGAUUUUACGGUUGAUUUGUAUACCGACGAACGUCCACAAACGUGCCGGAAUUUUCUGAAACUAUGCAAGUUAAAAUAUUACAAUUGGAACUUGUUCCAUUCUGUACAGAGCAAUUUUAUUGCUCAAACUGGAGAUCCUACAGGCACUGGGAAAGGAGGCGAGAGCGUCUAUGGAAUAGUGUUAGGAGAAAAAGCACGGUAUUACGAGGCGGAACAAAUGCCGAAGAUAAAACAUGACAGAAGCGGUUUAUUGUCUAUGGUUAAUUGUGGCAAUAAUAUGCUAGGGUCUCAGUUCUUUGUUACCCUUGCCUCUGAGCUCCAGUCUUUAGAUGGAGAGCACUGUGUAUUCGGUGAAAUCACAGAGGGUUUGGAGAUUAUUCUUAAAUUCAAUGAAACAAUAUGUGAUGGAGAUCACAGACCAUACCAAGAUAUACGUAUUUCUCAUACUGUUAUUUUGGAAGAUCCUUUCGAGGACCCUAAAGGUUUUGUCUUACCUGAUAAGAGUCCACCACCAACAAAAGAAUGUCUAAUGAGCGAUAGGAUUGGAGCAGAUGAAGUGAUAGAUGAUACAGCUGGCAUGACAAUAGAAGAAAUCACAGAGAUGCAAAAGGAAAAGGAGGCAAAGGCAAGAGCUACAAUACUGGAAAUUGUGGGUGACAUUCCAGAUGCGGAGAUGGCUCCUCCUGAAAACGUUCUUUUUGUCUGUAAACUGAAUCCUGUCACAAACGAUGACGAUCUUGAAAUUAUUUUUAGCAGAUUUGGAAAAAUUAUUGGUUGCGAAGUUAUCAGAGAUCGACAAAGUGGAGAUUCCUUGCAAUACGCGUUCAUCGAGUUCGCAGAGCGCAAAAGCUGCGAAGAAGCUUAUUUUAAAAUGGACAACGUGUUAAUCGAUGAUCGUCGCAUACAUGUAGACUUCUCGCAAUCGGUAGCUAAAAUGAGAUGGAGAGGUAAAGGCAAAGGGAUCCAAUAUUUCGACGACAAAAAUGACGAACUAGGCGACGAAACCCGGAAAAAAGUGGGUCCGAGGAACAGAAAGAGAGACGAGAUUGACGACGAAACGAGAGAUCAUAGAGAAAACGAGACGAGAUAUAAAGAAGACUUAUUGGAACAUAGAAAACACGAACGCAGGAAAGAGGCAGGCAAGGAUGACUCGGAAUAUUCCCGUGACGGUGGAAAGUAUGCGGAAAAAGAAAAAUAUAGAGAAGGAAAGUACCGCGACGGUUCGCGUGAAAGAAAUGAUUAUGACGCCAGACGGAAAAAAGUAAGAAAACACAGGAGCAGAGACAGAAGCAGAGACAAAGAUCGAAGUAAAAAGGAGAGCCACAAAGAUCAUAGGUACAAUAAAAAGUACGACAGCGAGAAAAGGAGAAGAGAUAGGGAUAGUUCAAUUUCCGACAGUGAGAGUUCGAAACACGUAAGGCACGAAGAAAAACAUUCGAAUCACAAGAAGAAACGUAACAGGGAUCGCUCCGUGGAAAGAUCUGGAAAAUCAGAUAAACAUAAGCAGAGAAGAAAAUAAUGUAAAUAAUGUAAUUUUAACCUAUCAUAAUUUUGAGCUUUCAUCGACGCCAAAUGUAGUCGCGCAUAGGCGAAUAUAUUUUGAAAAAUAAUCAAUUAAGCAUUCGAGGAAAUAUUUCCAAAAAAAUAUACGCUUAACUUUUCCAUGUGAAUAAACUUAUUACAGAAUUUA